This is a messenger RNA of Schistosoma turkestanicum, 2787 nucleotides long. The record is from the annotation of a GenBank genome assembly. NCBI's taxonomy places the organism in Eukaryota, Metazoa, Platyhelminthes, Trematoda, Strigeidida, Schistosomatidae.
AUGAUAUUUCACUUUCUAAAGAGUACCGAAAAUGAGAAAACCCCAGGUCACUUUUUUGGUCUGCCUUUACGCGUAAAAGAGUUGUUUCAUGAACUUCGAGGUGUGACGAAGCUAUAUGACUGGCAAGUAGAAUGUCUUAAUUUAACAACUGUAGCAAAUGGAGCUAACCUUGUCUAUAGUUUACCUACAAGUGGAGGCAAAACGUUAGUUGCAGAAAUUCUUAUGCUCAAAGAACUUCUGAUCAAUGGUAAAAGUGUGCUUUUCAUUCUACCGUUUGUGUCAAUAGUUCAAGAGAAGGUCCGAUCGCUUACACCAAUGGGUCUAGAACUUGGAUUUUGGGUAGAGGAAUAUAGUGGUAAUCGUGGGCGGAUCCCUCCAGUAAAACGUAAUGGAUCAUACUCUGUUUUAAUGGCUACAAUUGAAAAGGCACAUACUAUCGUAAAUUCGUUGAUUGAUACAAAGUCACUGGAUACUUUGGGAUUAGUCAUUGUGGAUGAACUACAUAUGAUUGGUGAUGGUGGACCUCGCGGAGCAUGCUUAGAAAUUAUCCUUACGAAGUUACGUUUGUCUUCUCCUACUACUCGCAUUAUUGGUAUGAGUGCAACCCUUUCCAACAUCUCUGAUUUAACUAACUAUCUUAGUGCGGAAUUAUAUGUCAGCAAUUUUCGUCCAGUCAAAUUAGUUGAAUAUGUGAAAGUUGGUGAUCAUCUAUAUGAGAUUUCAUCUGCCAAAGCAUCUCACUGUACAUCUGGUACAAAUGAUUUUAAUGAUAGACUUGUUCAUUGUCGUAUGGUAGAUUUCAAGUACACAAAAAAGAUGCUUUCUCGAGAUCCAGACCAUUUAGUUGCUCUAGUUGCAGAAACUUUGCUAGGACAUUCAAUGAAUGAUUGGUGUUCUGAUAGGCUAUUUCAUCCUUCCUUUACUCGGUCGUCGAAACAAAGAUUUUCGUGUUUGGUAUUUUGUCCAACUAAAGUACAUUGUGAAAGUACAGCUAGAAUGUUAGCUGAACUUCUUCCUAUCGCUGCGUGUUUUCCGCAUCCAAAUGACGAAGACUAUAUGACAGAGAAAAAUAUUGUUGAACAAAGAUCAAUGUUAUUGGAAAAUUUACGUCUCGAUAAUGCAAUUGAAAGCAAUACAAAUUUAAAGGGAGAAGGUCAAGCACAUUGCCCAGUUUUGGAAUAUACAGUUCCUAAAGGGAUAGCUUACCAUCACAGUGGACUAACACAGGAAGAAAGGAAUGCAUUAGAAACCGCUUAUAAUGAGGGAGUUAUCCGAGUAUUGUGUUGCACGUCUACAUUAGCUGCUGGCGUUAAUCUACCAGCUAGAAGGGUAAUCAUUCGCAAACCUUAUAUCGGUAGUUCAUUUCUGUCCGGUACUCAAUAUCAACAAAUGGUUGGACGUGCUGGUCGUGCUGGUUUGGAUACUGUUGGUGAAAGUAUUACAAUACUGCAACCAAAUGAAAGACAAAUGUUUGCUCAUUUGCUAUCGGACACACCUCAGUUGUCAUCAGACCCUGAUAAUACUAAACGACAUAAUCAACCAGCUAGUCUAUGUAGUAGCAGUUUAUCAUAUGAAAAUGGAAAAGGUUUACGACAAUUUAUACUCUCACUUAUAGGUCUUGAAUUGGCUGUAACUUACCCAGAUAUUAUGUGGUCGUGUGAGAAAACGUUAUUGGCUGUACAGUACCGAUUAUAUCAGCGUGGAAAUUUCGAUGACCUAGUUCGCAUCGAACUAAAUACGCUACUCAAAAUGGAUCUAAUCAUAGUUGUGUCCGUUGAUGCGUAUCUCAACAAAACCACUUCGGCAUUAGAAAAUACUGAAUGGCAAAAAGCUCGAUUCCAGGCAACUAAAUUGGGUAGAGCCUCCGUAAAAGGUGGAAUCGAUACAGAUCGUAUUGGACCGUUAGUAUCAGAUUUUCGUUCAGCCGCAAGAGCAGUAAAUACUAGUGGGCCAUUACAUUUGUUGUAUUUAAUCGCACCACCGGACGUUGUAGAUACUAUACAAAUUGAUUGGAGUCUGCUUUUCGACCGUAUCAGUAUUAUGCCACAAAAUGAAGCUAAUUUAAUAAAUCUUUUGGGUUUUCCUGAAGGAUAUAUUUUGUGGAAAGCUACUGGUUAUCCUAUUAAACGAAAGUUGGAUGAACGACCUCUUCGUCGGCUGUACGUCGCUCUAGCCCUCUCUGAACUGUGGCAGAAUAGGUCGACAUUCCCAAUAUGGUAUGUGGCUGAACGCUACAAAUUUUCACGUGGUGCUCUUCAGUCAAUGCUAACCUCAGCUGCAUCAUUGGCUAGCUCACUGGCUCAUGCGCUAGCUAGUGAAUUUUCUACGGAUUCAGAACUAUGGGCGUUUGCAAAUCUACUACCGGAAUUCGCCACAAGACUAGCAUAUUGUGUUUCUAGUGAAUUACUUCCACUGAUGGAAUUACCAGGAGUGAAAAGAGCCAGAGCCCGACAAUUGUAUAGUUUAGGCUACUGCACUCUUAAAGAUAUAGCGUGUGCUAACGCUUCAGAUUUAACCAGUCGCAUGGCCCCAUUUAUGUCUAAACGCGUUGCGAAGGAAAUAAUACAAGCAGCUCAAAUGUUAGUAUCUGAGAAAGCUGAUGCUCUUUUCCAAGAAGCCAACGAAAUGAUAUCUGGAGUUGGGACAAAAAGUUUACUUUCUCAGAUGGCUGACUACUUAAAGUUCAAACCAUUUUCUCCGAAACUAGCUGGUUCCAACAAUGUCAGUAAUGUUAAAUUUGGUUCAUCUCGUGUUAUUUUCGAUGAAGACGAAGAUUUGUUUGCAUGA